Molecule: messenger RNA, 1578 nt
Organism: Exophiala spinifera
Lineage: Eukaryota; Fungi; Ascomycota; Eurotiomycetes; Chaetothyriales; Herpotrichiellaceae
Exons: 4
Coding region: 1-1578 (525 amino acids)
Molecular function (GO): iron ion binding; monooxygenase activity; oxidoreductase activity, acting on paired donors, with incorporation or reduction of molecular oxygen
Source: RefSeq, a predicted model, not a curated record
AUGUUGACUGAUCAACUCCUGGCCAAGUUCAAAGAACAUCCGUACUUGUACGUGCUGUAUCUGAUUGCCGCUCUCGUCACGAGCCGGGCACUUUUCAAUAGAUACGGCCAUGGUAUCAGCCGCAUCCCGGGUCCAUUCCUGGCUUCUUGCACGGAUCUGUGGCGGGUUUUUGUCGUAUGGCAGAGACGGCCGGAACUGAAACACAUCAAACUUCAUCAACGACAUGGUCCGCUAGUUCGACUGGGUCCGCGGGCAGUAUCUAUCUCAGAUCCCGCGGCCAUUCAAAUCAUCUACGCGCUGAAUUCUGGCUUCACCAAGUCAGAGUUCUAUCCUGUCCAACAGACCAUCGCCAAGGGUCGUCGACUCCUGACACUAUUUACUUCCACCGACGAGAAAUUUCAUGCCAAACUGAGACGGGCAGUCAACAAUGCAUAUGCUAUGAGCACCUUGGUGCAAUUCGAGCCUCUGGUUGAUUCCACGGUGCUGGAAUUCUUGAAUCAGCUGGAGAAGAGGUUCGCCGAUCGAGCUGGGCCUGCUGGCGUUUGUGACUUUAGCAAAUGGCUGCAAUACUACGCAUUUGACGUGAUAGGCGAGCUUACAUACUCGAAACGCUUGGGGUUUAUCGAGAGGGGGAGAGAUGUCGACAACAUCAUCAAGGAUCUACAAUGGUUACUCAAUUACGCAGCGGUGGUCGGUCAACUCCCUAUUCUGGACAGACUAUUUCUCAAAAACCCUCUUCGUCUGACUGCAAGCAAAUACAACCUGCUCAACUCGAACUCGCCUGUUGUCAACUUUGCACGGAGCAGAAUUGCGGCGAGACCAGAUGUGGCAGAAGGAAACGAAAAAAUUCCCGCCGGGCCCGAUGGCAAGCCUGGACGAAGGGACUUCCUUUCAAGAUUCUACGAAGCUCAUCGCAAAGACCCCGAAUUCAUGACCCAUGACCGGGUCCUGGCGGUGACGGUAGCCAACAUGUUUGCCGGGUCAGACACAACAGCCAUCACGCUCCGUGCCAUCUUCUACAACCUCCUGAGAAACCCUGGCGACAUGAAGAGGUUGAUGGAAGAAUUGAAGGAAGUGCCAGCCAGCGAGGAAGGGCUGUUGGCUUGGAAUGACGUGCGAGACCUUCCGUAUCUCAACGCUGUCAUCAAGGAGACACUGCGAUGCCAUCCCGCUGCCGGCUUGACUUUGGAGCGAAUUGUGCCUGCUGGUGGCGUGACAAUCUGUGGCGCGUUCAUUCCGGCAGGAACUAUUGUGGGAUGUAAUGCGUGGACAGUCCAUCGAGAUGGUCUGUUUGGAGAACGAACCGACCUGUACCGGCCUCAACGGUGGAUAGAUGCAUCGACCGAGCAGAAGCGAAUCAUGGACAACACAAUCUUCACAUUCGGCGCAGGAUCCCGGACGUGCAUUGGGAAGAACAUUAGCUUACUGGAGAUGUACAAGCUCGUUCCGGCUCUUUUGCUCAGAUUCGAGCUCGAACUUGCCGACCCCUCUAAACCCUGGAAGCUGCAUAAUGCCUGGUUUGUCAAGCAGGAGGAUUUCAAGGUGCGAUUAAAGAGUAGGAAGAAGCAUCGGUCGUGA